Camellia sinensis is the source of this 2020-nucleotide messenger RNA. RefSeq names its product Sec14p-like phosphatidylinositol transfer family protein. Gene Ontology annotation, molecular function: lipid binding. The record is from RefSeq and is a predicted model, not a curated record. NCBI's taxonomy places the organism in Eukaryota, Viridiplantae, Streptophyta, Magnoliopsida, Ericales, Theaceae.
CCCCUCUUAUUCCAAUCUUCCUCAAAUAUAUAGCCGUUACACAACCCAUCUCAACCCUCACAACAACAACAACAAACCCCUCAAUCCACAAGAGACACAGAGAGAAACAGAGUGGCAGAGAAAGAAUUUCAAAGACAAAAAUCAGAGGGCUAAUCUAAAGACUUUCCACCAUGACUGUUGAGGUUAAGGCUGAAGAAACCCAGGUGGUUGAGGUUGUUGUUUCAGAACAACCAGAGGAGGCUUUGACGGUUGUUGAAGAGACGCAGAAAGUUGAUGAAUCCAAGCCUAAGAUAGUGGAGAAGAGCUCUUCUUUCAGGGAAGAGAGCAAUUUUCUCUCUGAUCUGAAAGAGAAUGAAAAGAAGGCCUUGAAUGAUCUGAAAUUGAAGCUCGAAUCCGCUAUCCUUGGAAACAAUCUCUUCAAGAAAGAAGAGCAGCCCAAAGAGAUUGCAAAACCAGCAGAGAAAGUUGAAGAGAAGGAGACAGAGAUUGUUGUUGAAUCAGUGAAACAAGAGGGUGAAGAAAAGGAGGAAUUGAAAGUUGAGGAGGGAAAAGUUGAAGGAGGAGAGGAAGAGAAGAAACAAGAAGAGGGUAGUGAAGAAAAAACUGUUGAAUGUGUGAAAACCCAAGAAAAUGAGGAAGAGAAAAAGGCUGAUUUGGUGGUGGUCGAAGAGAAAAUUGCUCAAGUUGAUAGGGAAAUCUCUCUUUGGGGAGUACCCCUUUUGCCUAGUAAAGGCGCCGAGGGAACCGAUGUGCUUCUCUUGAAGUUUUUGAGGGCUAGGGAGUUCAAGGUCAAUGAUGCAUAUGAGAUGCUCGAAAAAACGCUUCAAUGGAGGAAGGACUUCAAGGCUGAUUCAAUCUUGGAUGAGGAUUUGGGCACUGAUUUGUCCCCUGUUGCCUAUAUGAGCGGUGUUGAUCGCGAAGGCCAUCCAAUUUGUUACAACAUUUUUGGGGCUCUUGACAAUGAAGAGCUCUACAAAAAGACGUUUGGGACUGAGGAAAAGCGCGAGGUGUUCUUGAGAUGGAGGUUCCAGUUGAUGGAGAAGGGGAUUCAGAAGCUUGAUUUCAAGGCUGGUGGUGUCAAUUCAUUGCUUCAAAUCAAUGAUCUCAAGAACUCUCCUGGACCAUCGAAGAAGGAGCUUCGCGUCGCUACAAAGCGAGCUGUUGGGCUUCUGCAGGACAACUACCCUGAAUUCGUAGCGAGAAAUAUAUUCAUCAAUGUUCCUUUCUGGUUCUAUGCUUUCAAUGCCCUCUUGUCUCCAUUCCUAACACAAAGAACCAAAAGCAAAUUUGUUGUUGCCCGUCCUGGGAAGGUCACUGUGACUCUACUGAGGUACAUUCCAGUGGAGGAAAUUCCCAUCCAGUAUGGUGGCCUCAAGAGGGACAAUGAUUUUGAGUUUUCAAUUGAAGAUGGUGGAGUUUCAGAACUUAUCAUCAAGGCUGGAUCAAAAGAAACCAUUGAAAUAUCCAUGGCAGAGGUUGGAACCACAUUCAUCUGGGAUCUGACGGUUUUGGGUUGGGAAGUGAGCUACAAGGAGGAAUUCAUCCCCACGGACGAGGGUUCUUAUACCAUUAUUGUUCAGAAGGCUAAGAAGAUGGGAUCGAACGAAGGACCAGUUCGCAACACUUUCAGGAACAAUGAACCUGGAAAAAUUGUGCUUACAAUUGAGAAUAACUCGAGCAAGAAGAAGAAGGUUUUGUAUCGAUACAAGACCAAGAAGAGUGAAAGCUUUUGAGAGAUAUAUGUAUACAACCUUAUUGGCUUGGGGAAUGAGAAGCGAGAGAUGGACAGACGAGAGUGGGGGCAUAUUUUCUUUUUUGUGGAAAUUCUUUUAGGAGUAUCAUUCUUUGGCAUGAUCAAUAAUGCUCUGUAAUUUGAUUUAUUUUGAGCUCUUAUUUUGUUUUGUUUUUUUUCCAGUUGGGUGAUUAUUUGUUGCUGUCUUGCAAGUGUUUGAGGGAUAAAUUUAUAUACAUUGUUUUGGUGAAAUGCAUUAAGACUGAUUUGAGUUUACUAAUGUGUUUA